CCUUCACAUAUGUUUUAUUUGCACUCGAUUUAUGUCCUUCAUCUCUCUUUUAAUCCUCCACUUCUACACGUCCCUUUCCCCAUCCAUCCGCGGCCCGAGGACAAACCAUGCGUGUAGGGAGGGAGAGAGAGAGAGGUGGAGAGACAGAGAGAGAGAGGGAGGGGGUAGAGAGAGAGCGAGAGCGAGCACAGAGCGGCAGUACCGGGAUCAGCUUUCUCUCCUACUUUCAUUCUAACAUCCGAUGCUUACCGCCUCGAGUGGCCGGUACGAGGACACCAGCACAUUUAUAGCUGUUGUUCUCGGUCCUUCUGGCAAUGAACAAAUGUGUUCAUGCCUGUUUUGAUUCUACGCUGGAGUGCUUUGAGAAGAACAUGCUGAUGAGCAAGGCAAGGGCGACUGGAAACCCCUUCAGCCCAUGCGUUUGGUUAGGCGGGCCAGUGAGUAGCUCCAAGUGGAUCAAGAGUUGAAGAAGGAGCGUCCUAGACUAUUGAGUGAGCUGGUCGCACUGCUUUCACCUCUACGCAUCAUCUCCCACCGGCCUAAUCCUCUACCUUCCCUUUUCCAUCCCACUUCUCGUGGGAACCACACACAGCCGGACAUGUCUCUCUUGGCCUCCCCCGCCCCCUGCCUCCUCCUCCUCGUCCUCCUCCUCCUCCACCCACUGCCUCCCUGCCAGCCGGAGUCCCAGCGCAGCAACCCCAGCAGCGAGCCUAGCAGCGACCCCGUGAGUCUGGGGGCCACGUCCUCCAUGUUCCCCUCCCAAUUCCUGCCGUCGGCGUCCUACAGCAACAGCACCGCGCCUGGCAAAAAGGAUAAGUGCAUCGAAGACACGGUGUGCUUGCCCGGCAUCCUUCUCCCCGUCUGGCAGCCCAACCAGCCCAAGCUUGGCGAACAAGUGGCCAGAGCGGUGGUCUACUUCGCCUCGCUCAUGUACAUGUUCCUGGGAGUGUCCAUAGUAGCGGACCGCUUCAUGGCGUCCAUAGAGGUCAUCACGUCCCAGGAGAAGGAGGUCACCAUCACCAUGCCCAACGGGGAAACCUCGGUGGCAACGGUUCGAAUCUGGAACGAAACUGUGUCCAAUCUGACCCUCAUGGCUCUCGGCUCCAGUGCUCCGGAGAUACUGCUGUCGGUUAUAGAGGUGUGCGGUCACGGCUUCGAGGCCGGUCAGCUGGGCCCGGGAACCAUCGUCGGCAGCGCCGCCUUCAACAUGUUUGUGAUCAUCGGGAUCUGCGUGUGGACGAUCCCCGUGGGCGAGACCCGCAAGAUCAAGCACCUCAGGGUGUUCUUCAUCACCGCCUUCUGGAGCAUCUUCGCCUACAUCUGGCUCUUCCUCAUCCUGUCGGUCAUGUCGCCGGGCAUUGUAGAGGUGUGGGAGGCUUUGGUCACCCUGCUCUUCUUCCCAGUGUGUGUCCUCCUGGCCUGGAUCGCCGACCGCCGCCUGCUCUUCUACAAGUACAUGGGCAAGCGCUACCGCGCCGACAAGCGCCACGGCAUCGUCGUGGAGACCGAGGGAGACCUUACGCCCACCAAGGGCGACAUGGAGAUGAUCAUGGACGGCAAGUUCCGGGGGGGCACCGUGGUGCCCGGCGAAAGCUGCGGGGGCGGAACCCAGGACGGCACGGCGGGCGCCGUCUCCAAUAACCUGCCCAACUCCAACAGCGCGAUGGUCAACGUGGAGAGCAGCAAGGAGCUGGACGAUAGCCGCAAGGAGGUGAUUCGCAUCCUGAAGGAGCUGAAGCAGAAAUAUCCGGACAAAGAGCUGGACCAGCUGGUGGAGCUGGCUAACUACUACGCUCUGCUGCACCAACAGAAGAGCAGGGCCUUCUACCGCAUACAGGCGACCCGCAUGAUGAUCGGAGCCGGUAACGUCCUGAAGAGGCACGCGGCCGACAACGCCCGGCGCACAGCCGUGACGGACGAGGAGGCGCCGGAGGUGGAGGACUCGGGAGAGUGCAGCCGCAUCUCGUUCCAAAGCGCCCACAGUCAGUGCAUGGAGAACUGCGGCGUUCUGACGCUGGCUGUCGUCUGCCAGGGAGGUCUGGGAGAGAACACCUUCUACGUGGACUACAGGACAGAGGACGGCUCGGCCAACGCCGGGUCCGAUUACGAGUACAGCGAAGGAACGCUGGUGUUCAAGCCCGGAGAGACCCGCCGGGAGAUUAAGGUCGGUAUCAUCGACGACGACAUAUUCGAAGAGGACGAGCACUUCUUUGUGCGCCUGCUGAAUCUGCGCGUUGGCGACGCCGAGGGGAUGUUCGAGAGCGACGAAGCGGACGCCGGCCCCAAAGGUCGCCUGGUCGAGCCCCUGGUCGCCACGGUGACCAUCCUGGACGACGACCACGCCGGCAUCUUCACGUUCAGGGAGCGCAUGGUGCGGGUGAGCGAGAGCGUGGGCACCAUGGAGGUGACGGUGGUACGCAACUCGGGCGCGCGCGGCACCGUCAUCCUGCCGUACCACAGCGAGUCGGGCACCGCCAAGUCCGGGGAGGACUACGAGGAGGCCCGCGGAGAGCUGGAGUUCACCAACGACCAGACCACUCAGACCUUCCAGGUCAGGAUAAUUGAUGACGAAGAAUACGAAAAACAUGAAAACUUCUUCAUUGUCUUGGAGGAACCCCGCUGGCUUAAGAGAGGAAUCUCAGCUCUGCUGCUCAGCCAAGAGGGGGCGGAGGGGCAGAUGAGCUCCGAGGAGGAGGAGGCCCGGAGGAUAGCCGAGAUGGGGAAACCCAUCCUGGGGGAGCACAGCCGCCUGGAAGUGGUCAUCGAGGAGUCGUACGAGUUCAAGAGCACCGUGGACAAGCUCAUUAAGAAGACCAACCUGGCGCUGGUGAUCGGCACGCACUCCUGGAGGGAGCAGUUUGUGGAGGCGGUCACUGUCAGUGCAGGUGACGGCGACGACGACGAUGACCGUCGCGAGGAACACCUGCCGUCCUGCUACGACUACGUCAUGCAUUUCGUCACCGUCUUCUGGAAGGUCCUGUUCGCCUGCGUCCCGCCCACCGAGUACUGGAACGGCUGGGCCUGCUUCUUGGUCUCCAUCAGCGCCAUCGGCCUCCUCACCGCCGUCAUCGGGGACCUGGCGUCGCACUUCGGCUGCACCAUCGGGCUGAAGGACAGCGUGACCGCCGUGGUGUUUGUGGCGCUGGGAACCUCCAUUCCAGACACGUUUGCCAGCAAAGUAGCCGCCAUGCAGGACCAGCACGCCGACGCGUCCAUCGGCAACGUCACCGGCAGCAACGCCGUCAACGUGUUCCUGGGCAUCGGCGUGGCGUGGUCGGUGGCCGCCAUCUACUGGUGGGCCUUGGGGAAGGAGUUCAAGGUGGACCCGGGCUCGCUGGCCUUCUCCGUCACGCUCUUCACCAUUUUCGCUUUCAUCUGCAUGGGCGUGCUGAUGUUCAGGCGCCGGCCGUCCAUCGGCGGCGAGCUCGGCGGCCCGAGGAGGGCGCGCCUGGUCACCAGCCUGCUGUUCCUGGGCCUGUGGUUCCUCUACAUCCUCUUCUCCAGCCUGGAAGCCUACUGCCACAUCACUGGCUUUUAAAGAAAAACGGGAGAAGUUUACGCAACAACAUUGCACAGCAACACACACAUAUACUUCAACACAUGAAACACGCAGUCAUAAAGGGAUUACUGCUCUUUGACGCGGGGACACUCAGAUACUACAUGUUCAUACACACACUAUACGUCAAAACACAAGCUCUAUGACAACGGCGCGAGAGGAAGUGUUAGUGAGGGUUACUGGGGCAAAGGUGACAGAGGCAUGAAGCAAAGGGAUCGCUUGUGAAGUUAAGAUUUUAGAGGUCGCACAUGGGAGCUGCCGGCAGUAAGCGGCGCACGCCGGAAUAACUAAAUGCAUCUAUCCGAGUCGCGGUGGAAGGAGACCGAGGCGCUCCUCUGUUUCGCCGUCUUUACCCGUGAGUGUUCAAGUCUCUCCCGUGGGAGGCGGAGCGCUGUGUGGACAACAAAAAAGAAAUGACAAAAAAUGGAGUGGAAUGUUUACAACAACAUUGAGCUUGUUUACUACAGGAGGUUCUCAUAAGGUGGUGCUCGUCUAGUACACCGUUUAGAUGAAGGCGGUUCUCCACACACGCUGUAAAUAAUUUAAAAACCAGUGUACUUGUUUGUAUAUAGAGAGUUUAGUGUACUGUCAUGUACAGAAAACCCACUUAAAAAGAAAAGGGGAGUCGGUUUUUUUUUUUAAAUGCACACAGAGGCUGGAAAGCCCCAUCAAUUAACAAUGUGCAGACGGCAUGGGAGGAUUUUAGUGCCAACAUACUAGUAUAUUUGCUCAGCUGACCAAACAAAUCAUUUCAAUAAACUGGUGAAAUGUACAUUUCUGAAGAGCCAUAUCUCUCCAGCAUCCUCUCAGCUGUGUCACAGGAUUUCAUGGAAACCAUGGCACCGUUCUGACAUUGGCAUUUGCGUGUAUAACCGACUACAGCCAAGACUACACCACACUGACGCUUCAAAGUGGCCCCAUUCGAUGCCUUGAGGAGAAACUCUGAAUUAAAUAUGAAUCUAGUAUUCAAGCUUUCAGCUGUACAAAGCUGCACUUUAGUGUGACGUAAAACGUGCUGUGUUUUAUCUCUAGUCGACAAACUGUUAGGUGGGCGAAAAAACUAUGAGCCGUCUGAAUUAUUCAGCAGACUGAUUUACAUUGUCCCCUGUUUACAUGGAGAGUGCGCACACUGUUUAACUAAUCAACAAACUAAGGUCUAUCUACCGUUCUCCAGACUUUGUUUACAGUCUGUGUUUACAGUCAACAAAGGGUCAUUGAAGUCAUAGUAGCAGCGCACAGACGGCGAUGGGGAAACACUGCCCUCCAGGGCCUGUAGUGUCCCAGUAUUGCACGGCCCAACAAAACAAGUCCACAUGCUUCUGAUGGCCGCUAAAUAGAAGUGAAAAAUCAACUUGCAUACCCGCUGUGAAACGCCUACAUUUCAGGGUACUUCAGCUUGUUAACAUAAACCUGAGACGUCAGUGGGUGAAUUAAAUGUUUUAAAUAAAAACAGUCGCAAAACAGCGUUGAGAACCGGCAUCCUUCUGCAGGAGAAAGAUUCAUUCGCAUCGCAGUCAAUGUUCUAUACCAGUCACCUUACAUUUCUAUCGUUUUCACCCACAAACAAACAGGCGCUGUAUAAUAUUAUUGGAAAUAGUCUAUUUGCUUUACCCAUCACUAACUAUACUGUAAAACUUUCUAAAGCAGACUUUGUAUAUUUUACUUGCAGAUACAGCCAAGGCAGAUUUUUUUGUAUACGGUUUAGAGUCGUAUCAAUCUAGACACCGGGAAAUGUAGAUUACAUUAGAUUAGAUUUUGAUACAUUUGAGCGAUGAAGUUUUCCUCUGAACCGCUGAAAUGAUGUAGUGAAACUCUCUACACUCUAUUGCGUUUCUCUUUGUCACUCAUGCUAAUUAUGUAGAUAUGUGUAUUCACGAGAAGAGGUAUGAGUAUGUAGGAGGAAGCUGUGCCCAAGUUGAGGGCGGUGUCGAUGUGCAACACGGAAAACAGUUACGUGUUCUAGUUCGCUUUUUAGGACUCUCAGAGGUCAGUUUACACCCUUUUUUUCUGCGCCCGUGUCCGCUGUCAAUCCGCCAAUGCCCAUUUCUUCGUUCGUUUUUUUGUUCGGUUCUUUGUUCGGUUCUCUCUGAGGAUCAUUUUAUUUUUUUGUUGAGUGUAUUAGCAUGUUUACAUGAGCAACCAGUGUAGAAGAAUAACUCUCUGUAGAUGUUAAUGUUGGCCGCGGAGUAGGUGAGGUUGUAACAGUGGCCUAACUGUAGUCUACUCACUGAACCACCCGAUGGGACCAAGAGUACACACAUCUCACACACACACACACACACGCGCAAAACUGUUGUGUUGACUGGGUGAUGAUGUCAGAGUGUGUACCUGGCAUCGUCCCAGCAGGUGUGGCUCCGCCCCCGAAAACAGCACACUGUCUGGACUGUUUUCCAUGAACUGUCCGGCUUCGGCCCCUUGCUGUUCUGUAGCUAGAUGUGAUGCCUCCCCAUCUAGGAUCUCCUCCUCCCCCAAGUGUGCGUUAGUGUUUGCCUCCCCCAUCUGUGUCCUUCUGCAAGAUGCAUGUUGAAUCCCCCCAGCCCUCCGUGUACGUGUGUUAGUAGCAUGGUCUACUGUGAUGGACGCCUGCUGUAGGCAUUCAGUUUACCCGCGGGGUUAAUGCCCCACAGUGUGAAUCCCAAACACCAGAGGCUCUGUGAGAUGGAAAAGAGCAGGUGGCUCCAUCCAGAUAUGUUGGCUAAUGGAGUCAGUGUCAGCUGCUCUUUAGAUACGAAACCUCUGCUCUGUUGGGUCUUGCCAUGUUUGCAACCGGUAAAAAUUCCGGCUCAUCUGUUUUUGUUUUUGGGUGUAAAAUAUUUCUAUGUCUGUGUUAGUGUCCCCUUCUUCUUCUUCUCCUUCUUCUCCUCCUCCUUCUUGUUCUUUUUCCUACUCCUUGUCCUACUUCUCCUGCUCUGUUGUCUUCUUCUUCUCCGCCUUGUCCUUCUUCCUUGCCUCCUUUCGUCUUCCCCCGCGCUGAUGUCUUCUUCUUCUUGUCCUUCUUCUUCUUCUUCUUCUUCUUCUUCUUCUUCUUCUUCUUCUUCUUCUUCUUCUUCUCCUUUUCUGUCUCCCAUUCACUCCCUCCCAGGUCUUGCUCUUCAAUGUGUCCCCCUGUGCAGUUUUUUCUUGUGAUGAUGAUAAUGUCUCUCUCUCUCUGCCUGAACCUUUGUAGGGAAAUAACGACUAAGUUACUACAAUGUCAUGUGAUAGACCUCAACAUAUAUUCAAUACUGUAAUAAAUGUAUGAACUUGACGAUGAAAUUUAAGUUUUUUUUAAUGAAAUGCUGAAAAAACUUGUUUUUUAGAACAUGGCAUGAGGUGUAAUGUGUUACCGAAAGGAAAUUGAGGUCUUUAGUUAAAUGAAAUUUACCUUAUUUGAAUAUAGUUUAUUUAUUUUCGAGG
Gasterosteus aculeatus aculeatus (three-spined stickleback) is the source of this 6952-nucleotide messenger RNA. Its product is annotated as sodium/calcium exchanger 2. The record is from RefSeq and is a predicted model, not a curated record. Lineage: Eukaryota; Metazoa; Chordata; Actinopteri; Perciformes; Gasterosteidae. Gene Ontology annotation, biological process: calcium ion import across plasma membrane; cell communication; sodium ion transmembrane transport. Gene Ontology annotation, cellular component: sarcolemma; postsynapse; axon. Gene Ontology annotation, molecular function: calcium:sodium antiporter activity.